AUGAAAUUUAAUCCUGUGGCAGGCGAAGAGAAGGAAGAGACCGUGACGGAGGGAGAUUCUCCAACUCUACGGUCUGGUCUCAUUGAAACAAAUGCUAAUGAAAUGAUAGAGUGGUGCUAUAAAGCUGAAGACAAUCGCAUUGCUGAAAUCAAUGGAGGGACCAGAAGACCAUCUACAUUUGCAGGUGCUGAUGUGAGAUUCAGGAGCAAACUGAUGCUGGAUGAUAGAACUGGAGAUCUCACUAUCAGUAACGUCAGAACAAUUCACUCUGGACUCUAUAAACUAAACAUCAUCAGCAGCAGCAGAAGCAGAAGCACCAUAAAAACCAAACACAAGAGAUUCAAUCUUACGGUCAAUGUGAAGGAGGGAGUUUCUGUCCUUCUCCAGACUGUUGCUGAGAUUCAGACGGAUGAUCGCAUACUCCUAACAGAGUUUAUUGAAGAAAGUGAGGAUAAUGAAGAAUUGAGUGAAGAUGAGAAAGAUCAUGUCAAAACUGGAGAAAAACCUUUGAGUUGCUCUCAAACCAAACAUAAAGAUUUGAAGAAAAGAGCCAAGAAAUCUUUCACCUGCACUCAGUGUGGAAAGAGUUUGACAAGCAAACAUAAUCUUGAUAAACACAUGAACAGCCACACUGGAGAGAAACCUUAUAAGUGUUCACACUGUGACAAGCGAAUCAGUCAGUCAGGAAAUCUGAAAAUACAUGAGAGGAUCCACACUGGAGAGAAACCUUACACAUGUGAUCAGUGCGGGAAGAGUUUCACACAAUCAUCACAACUUAAGAGACACCGGAGAGUUCAUACAAAGGAGAAGCAACAUUCAUGUUAUUUGUGUGGAAAGAGUUUUUCACGUUUUUCAACUUUGAAAGAACAUCAGAAAAUGCAUACUGCUGUGAGAGAGUACAUGUGCUUUGAGUGUGAAAAGACUUUUACUUUAGCGAGCCGUUUAAAACAGCAUGAGAGGAUUCACUCUGGAGAGAAACCUUACAAGUGUUCACACUGUGACAAGAGAUUCAUUCAGUCAUCAAAUCUGAAAACACAUGAGAGGAUCCACACUGGAGAGAAACCUUUCCCCUGCACUCAGUGUGGAAAGAGUUUUACAAACAAACAACAUCGUGUUGAUCACAUGAGAGUUCAUACUGGAGAGAAGCUAUUCACUUGUGAUCAGUGCGGGAAGAGUUUCACUGUUAAAAGUCACCUGAAGAUACACAUGAGGAUCCAUGCAGUGGAGAAACCAGACCACCGCAGUCUGAAAUCACGUGCGGACCUCAUAGUGGUGAAAACCCUGCUGAGCCGGUCAGGACGUUUCGCCGUGGACCUUGGACCUCGCAUCACACUUCCCAUUAAUGAGAGGUAA
Molecule: messenger RNA, 1353 nt
Organism: Sinocyclocheilus grahami
Lineage: Eukaryota; Metazoa; Chordata; Actinopteri; Cypriniformes; Cyprinidae
Product: zinc finger protein 501-like
Exons: 9
Coding region: 1-1353 (450 amino acids)
Biological process (GO): regulation of transcription by RNA polymerase II
Cellular component (GO): transcription regulator complex; chromatin; PcG protein complex
Molecular function (GO): DNA-binding transcription factor activity, RNA polymerase II-specific; RNA polymerase II cis-regulatory region sequence-specific DNA binding
Source: RefSeq, a predicted model, not a curated record